GGUGGGAUAGUUGGUGAUGCUCAAGGCAAGGCAAAUGCGGAUGCGAAAGCCGCCGUGCAUCUUUUCGCUAUGACGAAGAAAAUGCGGCACAAUCCUGCAUUGUCGUGGGAAGACGCCUCGGAAUUGCUAGAAGACGCGCAUCAGGCGCUUGCUGAGAUCAAGCCAAGGUGGGCUUGGAGGUCUGGAAGUGCCGACAUGGUGACGACCCUGCAAUGACAACUUCAAGCAUACUGGCUGCGCAUCUACCACUCAUAGCCCAGGCUAUUCAAGCACUCCGCCUCCGCCGAAUCACUCAAAUUCGGCUGUUGAAGCUUUUCCUCCACGAUGGCUUUGCCUACACGCCCUCUGUCCGCGAGACAGUAUUAGAGCUCAGCUAACACAUCAAGAAGC
Messenger RNA from Baudoinia panamericana UAMH 10762, 390 nucleotides. RefSeq lists its product as uncharacterized. The transcript has a single exon. Bases 213 to 377 code for a protein of 54 amino acids. The record is from RefSeq and is a predicted model, not a curated record. Lineage: Eukaryota; Fungi; Ascomycota; Dothideomycetes; Mycosphaerellales; Teratosphaeriaceae.